CAGGUGUCAGUCCCGUUUAUUAAGCGCCCGGAUCAGUAAGUAAGUAAGUAAGUAAGUAAGUAAGUAAGUAAGUAAGUAAGUAAGUAAGUAAGUGAGUGAGUGAGUCUGUACCACGAUGUCCGCCAUGGAUGAGCCUCAACCCUGCCGCGAGAAGAAGCCUUUUCUGCCGGAUGAGUCCGAUAGUUUCCGACUGGAGAUGAACCGACCCGAGAGCAACAAACUCGCUGCUGACUCUCCGGGAAAGCCACAGAACUCCAGCAGUACUGGCCCUGGACAUAAGGAAGCAACAAGUGGCCCAAGAGAGGAGUCCGUAUGGCUGAGGCUUCAGCAGGCUCUUCUGCUGUUUCGGGGGAUCUCCCAGCACUGCACAAAGUGUAACCUCUGUAUUGCACUGAUUACACUCCUUAUUGGAAUUGGAAUUGGCAUUCGAAUUGGCAUUGGAAUUGGCAUUGGAAUUCCCAUUGGAAAAGGAAUUGAAAAAGAGAAUUAUACAACACCUCCCACAACUGCCUCUGUAACUUGCUCUCCAAGCUGCCCAGACAAGUGGACCUCAUAUAACGGUACCUGCUACUUUGCAUCCCAUGAGGAACGAGAUUAUAAUUCUUCCAAGAACUUCUGUGCUGAACAAGGAGCGACACUUCUGCUGCUGAACAACGAGACCAUGGAAGUAAUGGAACACUUGAGAAUGAGCAGUAACUUCUGGAUUGGGCUACGGAGAAACCCAGGAGGACCGUGGCAGUGGGAGAAUGGGACCUUUUAUACAGUUACAAUGUCAGAUGACAAUGAAAAUCGCAACUGCGCCUACUUUCAUGGGGAAAUCAGCGCUCUGGACUGUUCAACGCCUCGUGUCUUCAUUUGUGUCAAGAACUAAAGUAACGACAAAUAUGAUGUGAAACAAGAAGCCUUAAAAGACCUGUGUGUCCGUUUAUAUCUAUGAAAUGUAGAAACUGUGUUAGUAUGUUCUGUGUAGCCAAUAAGCACAGUCACCAAAAUGUGACAAAUGGAGCUCAGGUCUUUCAUCGCCAAUUGCUCUGAUUAAUUGUUUAGCUGUUUUAUAUAAAUGAUAUGAUCAAAUGUAACCAGACCCCCAGCCUGGCCAACAUCUCAUUCCCAAACUAAGAGGGUGAAUAGUUGCCCCUCUGCUGCUGUAACUGCCCCAGUGCUUCUGGGAAGGUCCCACUAGAUGUUGGAACAUUGGUGCUGGGAGUUGUUGCUGGGAGUUGGUUUUAUUAAGAGCAUUAAUGAGGUUGGGCAGUGAUGUUGGGGAUCAGGCUCACAGUUGGGGUUCCAAUUCAGUUGGGUUGAGAGUUCUGUGCAGUCAGGUUGUUUCCAUCUCAUCAAGCCCAUUCUGUAGUCUGUGUGCAUGGGGGGGGGGGACAUUAUUGCGCUGAAGCAGGACCUUCCCCAAAAUGUUCUAUAAAAUAGGAAUAAUGAAAUUGUUAGGAAUAUCAUAAAAUUCCCAAUGCACAGAUAAUGCUCCUGCAUAAUAGACUCCCACCAACAAAACGCCCACAAAAAAAAAGGAUAAAAGGAGGGAGUUGUGUACAGGUCUAAUUAUUUACUUUGCAGGAAUCCAACAUGGAGGAGCUUUAGUUUAGCUGGUUUGUUCAAGAAGUAACAAAAUUAUUGAGCAUGAGGCAUAUUUACCCUUUUUUAGAUUUAGAUUUCCACACUGGGGCCCUUACGGGUCGCUUUUCCUCGUGCAGGCAACUUCGGCCAACUUCGUAAAAUGGAGUGCUCUUAGAUUUAGAUUCUAGCCGGCAGGAAGGCUUUUCUGAUUA
Molecule: messenger RNA, 1781 nt
Organism: Xenopus laevis (African clawed frog)
Lineage: Eukaryota; Metazoa; Chordata; Amphibia; Anura; Pipidae
Product: killer cell lectin-like receptor subfamily G member 1
Exons: 6
Coding region: 116-871 (251 amino acids)
Source: RefSeq, a predicted model, not a curated record